AUGCUGGACGAUACACCCUGUCUCCCUGACAUUGAACAAUCCAUCGAUCGGUAUUUCGGAAAAUUAAAGAAUAAAUUUUCAAUGUUGUUAACAUAUCAUCCAACAAUCGAUUGCGAAAACGGUCGUUAUCUAUUGUUGAAUAAUUCAUUAGCGGCUCAUGUUGUCCACGGUACUGGCUCACAACUAAUGUGGUAUUUAGGUGUUCUAAAUGUAGCAUAUGCAUUGAAUUUGAUUUUAGUACAUCUAGAAUGGACUGCAGAACAUUCAGGUGACGAAACAAAUACCGAUAGAGAAAAGUAUUGGCACUUUUUCGAUUGGGAAAUUCCUUACUCAGCUUAUCGUUCAUGUCCAAAAAACUCGUCUGUGAAACAAAAUAUAUUCAAAUAUAAUUUACUGAGAAAUCAAACAUUUGAUGAAUAUCAUAACGGCAAACAACCAUUUACAAUUAAGCCUAGCUUUAAAUUGUUAUUUAAUCAUUUCAUAGGCAAACUUGAGCGCAAUGAUAAGAAGUCGAAUAAUGGUGUUGGAUUUACAUUUUAUUCCAGCCAGACGUUUACUAUCAUAUCAUCAUUGAUGGAAGUGGGUAUUGUUUUUGAAACUCGAUGGUGGUUACAACAUCGAAAGUUCUACAAUGAACGGUCUGUGGUUUGGUCUGGUGUUCCAGUUUCGUCUAAUUAUCAGCCAACUGAUUAUUUUCAGUAUAUUCCAACUAGUAUUAAUCAAAGUAUUUCUGUUACUGCCGCUUAUCACAAGAGGAGCAUCGUAACGUUUCAACCGAUUCAAUGUUCAUCAAUUGACAUUCACAAUGUCUUACUGAUUGGAGUACACAUACGUCAUGGUGAUGUUGUAAAACGAGAUCAUAUGGGUCGUAUAAUUUCGGGUGAUCUUUAUCGUUACAUUGAGAAUUCAGCCUAUGCACCGUUAUUAGUUUCGAUUGUUAAUGCAUUACCUGCUUUGAUACAAAAUCAAUAUUUAAUCACAAUUUAUAGUGAAGGUGUAAUCAAUGAUUUUCAUGCUAUACUGAUGGAUUUACAAACUGCAUUGCCUAGUUCACGCUGUCGUGUUUCGUUUUUCUUAAAUGGUCGCACAUCCGAAACAUUUAAUCGUCUACUACGUGACGAUAUAAUCGUUGGUGCAUUAAGUACAUUUAGUAUGGCUACUGGUAUAUUUAAUAGUCGUCAAUUAAAAAUUGGACCAUAUCACAAUCGAGCAAGAGUGCAUGGAAUGAGAAAUUAUUUGAAAUUAGAGUUAAAUGCAAAACACACCCGGUUUCAAAUUACCCAAGAAAACCAACGACUGAUCAAACAAAGAAUACAAUAUGUCUGGCAACAAAAACAAGCACAACAUAUGACACCUACUCCAUUAUGGCUAGAUAAUUAUUCAUCGACUUAUCCCGAAGAAUUUAUGCUCAUUUAA
Rotaria sp. Silwood2 is the source of this 1416-nucleotide messenger RNA. NCBI's taxonomy places the organism in Eukaryota, Metazoa, Rotifera, Eurotatoria, Philodinida, Philodinidae. The record is from the annotation of a GenBank genome assembly.